UAUCUUGAAUGAAUAGCUGAAGCAGUUCUAGUUUCCUGCUUUCAUAGACAAAAGGGUGAAGGGUUUCCAUUAUCCUACAUGAAAUUCUUCACAAUUCGGCUUGAAGAUUUGAAAGCAUGCAGAACAGAAGUUGUGAGCAGCCUGACCCUCUCUCUGUAACCAUGAAAGAGCCUCAUCCUUUCGAGAAAAGCUCUUAUGCUAGAAACUAUGAAAACAAUUCUGAGGAUUCAUCAUCUUAUGAACUCUUUUAUGAUUCCCUAUCAGAUAUACAAGAUGGGGAAUUUUCAAAUGAGCUAUCUGCCUUUCUUAGUGAAGAUGAGAUAAACAAAAGCCUUGAACUUGCUCACCAAUCUAUUGAUCCUGUUGAUAAAGAAGUUAAGCAAGAUUACACUUAUUUUAACACUUUUCCCAGCUCACCAGAGAAUGGCUCUUCUGGGCAAGUCAAAGCACAUGACAGAGAUGCUUCCAAGAGAAAUUAUGCAGCCAGCUCCACUUCCUUGCGGCCUUCAUCUCAAAUUCCCACAGAGCAGCAGGACCAGAAUUCAUAUCCUCAAGAAAAAAACAAUAUUCUAAAUGUCACUAGUAACCAAGCAAGUGCCUCUCCCCUGCUGCCUGCAAGACCCAGCUUUAUUCGAAGUCUCAAGAAUGCUGAAAGGAGUGGUUUAAAUGCACAAAAGGUGAGCCCCAAAUCUAAAUCAGUUUUGGCAAGUAAUGUUCCCUUCAAGAAUAAGCUGUGUGACAAAGCUGCCACUUUGAUUGAAGAACUGUCUUCUAUCUUUCGUGAAGCAGCCAAGAUGAGAGGUGGGAGUCCAGAUGGAAAUUCUUCUUCUCCAGAUAGUGGAUAUCUUUCUCCUAAAAGCAAGCAAUUAGCUUUGUCAAAUUCCUUAAGGAAUCCAGUUCUUGAGGAAACAAGCUUAGAAAUCACACCAAAAAAUGAGAUCCCAGAAGUCAUGCAGGGUAGGGAAUGUGUGCUGCAAAGGAUAGAAGGCUCUCAGAUUAGUCAGACUGUAUCUCAGAACCAGGUUGCAAAAGAAAGUCAGAAUCAAUUAUCACCCCCUCGAUUUAUCCAGAAACUGAGAAGUCAAGAAGUUCCUGAAGGAAGCAAGGUUCUACUUCAGUGCAGGGUUGCUGGAAACCCAGUACCUCAGGUCAGGUGGUUCUGUGAAGGUAAAGAACUGCAAAAUUCUCCUGAUGUUCAGAUCUGUUCUGAAAGUGGAGGACUCCAGACACUCAUUAUAGCAGAAGCUUUUGAGGACGACACAGGGCGCUACUGUUGCCUGGCCUCCAAUUCUCUUGGCUCCAGUUCUACUUCAGCAGAAUUAUUUGUUGAAGGUGCCAGUUCCUCUGAUUCUGAUAGUGAACAUUUCAGAUCAAAAUCUGGAGCCAUGCCCCAGGCUCAGAAGAAAAGCACUUCUGUUUCCUUAACAAUUGGAUCGUCAGCUCCAAAGUCUGGAAUUACUACAGCGGUAAUCCAGCCUAUCUCUGUGCCUAGUCAGCAGGUCCAAAGUCCUACUUCAUACCUCUGCAGAUUAGAUGGAUCAAAGCCUAGCCAUGCUGCACCUAUUUUUACAAAGGAGCUUCAAAAUUCAACGGCAAGUGAAGGACAAGUAGUUGUACUUGAGUGUAGAGUAAGAGGAGCACCUCCUUUGCAUGUUCUUUGGUUUCGUCAAGGGGUUGAAAUUCACGAUUCCCCAGACUUCCGAAUUCUUCAGAAAAAGCCACGUUCUGCUGCAGAACCUGAGGAGAUAUGUACUUUGGUGAUUGCAGAGACUUUUCCUGAAGAUGCAGGGACCUUUGCAUGUACAGCAAGCAAUGAUUAUGGAUCAGUUACAAGCACUGCCAAACUGACUGUGCUGUCAGCCAGUUCUGAAAUCUCCAACCAUGAUUUGUCAAUGAGAGAACAGAAUGAGGAUGGUUUUCAACAUUUCCCACCUCCACCUUCACAUCUUGAGAUUAGUUCUGUUGAGCUUCUUCCAAAGCAUUCAGAGAGCUCCGAGAUCAGUCAUAUGAGGUCAAGUGUAGCAGCUUUUGAAUUACAGCUUAACUCUGUGGAGAAGAAAACCAGUGGAACUCACCCUACCCAUGGAGUCAAUGGGAUUGUUAAUGGCAACACCAAAACUGAUAAAUCUCCUCACCCUGGUGGCUUGCUUUCACCCACAAAAACACCACCGCCUGUGCUUGCUAAACCAAAGCUGGAUCCCCUAAGAAUUCAGCAGCUGCAGAACCAAAUCCGGCUAGAAAAAGAAGCAGACCAGUGGUGUCAUCAGAAACAAGCUAGCUUCCUCCAGAAUCUUCCCUUGUCCCCAACUUUCCUCCCUCCACCUUCAUUCCAAGAACUUGAGCCCAGCCACUCUCCUGCUUCUCCUGUUCAAAUGAACGUUCUCAAUUCUCAUUCUGCUCCUGCCAUGCAGACAUCCAGUUCUUUCAACUAUGCCCGUCCUAAACAAUUUAUUGCUGCACAAAAUAUUAGCCCUGCUUCAAGCUAUGUAACACCGUCAUCUGGCUCUUCCACAUCUAGUCUCCCAUCCCCAAUGUCUCCCACUGCUUCUCAGAAGCAAUUUGGUAAAACAUCUGCCCCCGCUUUCUCUCAGCCAUUUGCUCCUGAGGGGGAGUACCCUUGGUCUCCUUCCCCGCCUCUUCCCCCUCCUCCUCCCCCUGUUUUUAGUCCUACAUCUACUUUUUCAGUGGCAGAUUCCUUUCCACUGCCACCUCCACCUCCACCUCCACUCCCAACUUCUGUCCCCUCACCCUCCCGCAGUUUUUCUCCAACAUCCAGAUUGUCCAGCUCUAGUCAGUCUCCAGCAGCCUUCCUCAGCUCCAUGCUACCAUCUCAACCACCUCCAAUGUCAGUUAAUGCACUCGGACUUCCCAAAGGUGUUACACCACCGGGAUUUCCAAAGAAAACAGGCAGAGCUGCCAGGAUUGCAUCUGAUGAGGAAAUUCAGGGCACAAAAGAUGCUGUUAUCCAGGACCUGGAAAGAAAGCUUCGCUUCAAGGAAGAUCUCUUGAACAAUGGCCAACCAAAAUUAACAUAUGAGGAGAAGAUGGCUCGUCGACUGUUAGGGGCUGACAGUGCUGCAACAGUCUUCAAUAUUCAAGAACCAGAAGAGGAACUUGCAGAACAGGGAACUGGUUCUGUUGAUGCUUCUAUAGUGAUUCAUGAGGCUGUGCAAAAGGAAUAUAAAGUCUCCAGUUUUGAGCAGAGACUGAUCAGUGAGAUUGAAUUUAGAUUGGAAAGAUCUCCAGUAGAAGAGUCUGAUGAUGAAGAGGAACAUGGGAAAGAUAUCCCUGAUAACAGCCUGGCCCCGUAUUUUGAGGUGAAACUUAAACACUACAAAAUAUUUGAAGGAAUGCCGGUCACCUUUAUAUGCAGAGUGUCUGGAAAUCCUAACCCAAAGAUCUAUUGGUUCAAGGAUGGAAAGCAAAUCUCUAAAAGAAAUGAACACUACAGGAUGCAAAGAGAACCUGAUGGGACCUGCUCUCUCCACACCACUGCCUCCACCCUGGAUGAUGAUGGCAAUUAUACUAUCAUGGCUGCCAAUCCACAGGGCAGAAUAAGCUGUACAGGAAGGUUGAUGGUCCAAGCUGUCAAUCAGAGAGGACGCAGUCCCCGGACACCUCCUAGCCAGCCUCAUGUCAGAAGACCUCGGUCUCGAUCAAGGGAUAGUGGAGAUGAAAAUGAACCAAUCCAGGAACGCUUCUUCCGACCACAUUUCCUACAGGCUCCAGGAGAUCUGAUGGUUCAAGAAGGAAAACUUUGUAGAAUGGAUUGCAAGGUCAGUGGCUUGCCAACUCCCGACAUCAACUGGCAACUUAAUGGAAGAGUAAUACGUUCUGAUAAUUCCCACAAAAUGCUUGUACGGGAAAAUGGUAUACACUCCUUAAUCAUAGAGCCAGUCACAGCAAGAGAUGCUGGUAUCUAUACAUGUGUUGCCACUAAUCGAGCUGGCCAGAACACCUUCAGCCUGGAACUGAUUGUGACAGCUAAGGAUGCACACAAGCCACCUGUAUUUGUAGAAAAACUACAGAAUACAGGAGUGGCUGAGAGGUAUCCUGUGCGACUGGAAUGCCGGGUUUCAGGUGUGCCUCCACCUCAGAUUUUCUGGAAGAAGGAAAAUGAGUCGCUCACAUACAACACUGACAGAGUGAGCAUGCACCAAGAUAAUCAUGGAUACAUCUGCCUGCUUAUUCAGGGAGCUACAAAAGAAGAUGCUGGUUGGUACACUGUAUCAGCGAAGAAUGAAGCUGGGAUUGUUUCCUGCACAGCAAGGCUGGAUGUCUAUGCUCAGUGGCAACAACAGUCCCAAACCACUAAGCCAAAGAAAGUGCGCCCCUCAGCCAGUCGGUAUGCAGCACUUUCUGACCAAGGACUAGACAUCAAAGCUGCAUUUCAGCCAGAAGCAAACCCAGGACAUCUGACAAUGCAAUCCGGAUUGGUAGAAAGUGAUGAUCUUUAAGUAUUAACCACCAAAUAUAACAUUUCCUUUCAAAUUGAAAACACUGAAAGCCAUUGUAUCGACCAAUGAUAAUCUAUGCCACUGUACACAAAAGAAAGUCACUGCUGUGUGCAAAAGAUAAAGAACACAGCCACAUCUUUCUUGUUCAGUGUAACAAAUUAGAGUUUGUAGAGAGAAAUGCAAUCAGCAUAUACAAAAUCACCUUCACUAUAACCAUUUCUUACUACAGUGUGGAUAGUACUGUUUUGAAUAAUCCUAUUCACAAGUGCUAAAUUGAGUGAAAUUUUGCAAAAGCAAAUACGCUGCACACUUACCACUAAGUGCCUUUGCAGUCUGUAGUGCUAUUGAAGCGUAAUGGAUAGAAAUGCACUGCAAAAAUUUAUAUGGAGUGCAUUACGAUAAUGAUAGUCCAGGUGUGCGAUACUGAAGGAAUAAAGCAAGAUGGAAAAAGGAAGAGAAAUCAGUGACAUUUUUGUGUCUAUAAUUGACUAUCCAUUCUCAAAGGAUAUAGGAUACGUUAUAUUUGUCUUAAUUGUAUUUAGUGUAGGUAAGUUAACUUUGUAAUGGAAGGCUUUUGACUUUUGCCCAUGGAUGUGAUGCUUAGAUUCAUGUUACUUUUAGAACAGUGAGGUAAGAUAACACAAAAGCCAGAAUAUAUAUGAGCAAAACCACAAUGCUUUUUAAAACAGUAUUGGAGAUCUGAUUGAGCAGAAUCUAUGUGAUACAAAGGAAGAUAAUUAGGAGUCUAGAGUAAGUGGAAAAUGGAAGGAGUCAGCAACAAGGGUUUAAAUAAUUUGCAUACCAUAGAGAAUAGAUGACUAGAUGUUGGGGAAUACAAGGAAAUGUUACAUUUUAAACACUGCAUGCAUGUAUUCUAGGGAUUACAUUUUUGUGUUCUUGCUUAUUGCAGCAUGAACAAGAACCUGCCUAUAGCUGGGAGCUUGUGAAGAACUUAAAAAUAGUUAACAGGCCAGAAAGUUGGCUAUUUUUUUCCAUCUGAUUGAACUUCACUUAAAUUAUAUUAAGCAGUUUGGAUUAAAAGUGAACUCAACUGAGAGGGAGUUUCAGUUAGAUCUGCCAGAAAAAAAUGUGGUCUGAUGGUACCAUAGUACUUUGCUACAAAAGGAAAACACUGUAUUCCUUAUAUGAAGCACAUUUAUAGUACUUUAUUUAUAAUUAAAAAUCUGAAUCUUUUUCUCAGCUCAGUUAUUCAAGUACCACACUUUUGUAAAAAAAAAAAAAAAAAAGUUUUUUAGUAUGUACCAUGCCCUAUAUUUUGCAUUAACUGCUAUUCCUGUAUUGCUUUGCCCUUCCUUAUUAAGUACACCAUUCAGAUUUUUAGUGGCUAAUAAAAACUUCUACCACAAAAGUUACUUUUCUAUGCAAGCUGUGCAGAUGGUAACAAUUCAGUAAUAGGAAUUUGACUUUUUUGUGCUGUCAUAUAUAACUGUCCUAAUUGUCUAGUUCUAGGCAAUUGAAUCCUAUCAUUCACUUGCCUAGUUGUCAAUGUGACUUGUUUAGCUUAGUUACAAUUUGUUUAGCUUAACUAGUAGCAAUUUGCUUCUUUUUAUUUGUAUUUAUAAAACUGUACAAGCAUACUAUUUUGGAUUGUUGAUCUAGUAUCUUAAGGGUUUGACAUCAAUAAAUAUUACACAAAUUUAAGAAAAAUGUGUUUUUCUUGGUUAAAAGACCAAUACAUUCUUAAUGAGGCCUCAAAGAAUAAAACAGGCCUGUACUUCUA
Molecule: messenger RNA, 6198 nt
Organism: Candoia aspera
Lineage: Eukaryota; Metazoa; Chordata; Lepidosauria; Squamata; Candoiidae
Gene: PALLD
Product: palladin, cytoskeletal associated protein
Exons: 22
Coding region: 117-4457 (1446 amino acids)
Molecular function (GO): protein kinase activity
Source: RefSeq, a predicted model, not a curated record